AUGGAAGCCUGCUCUACCUGCGCAACCGUCCUCGAGUCAACGCCGGCUUAUACUGAAGAUGAACUAUCGCCCCAGGACCGUCGAGUUCAGUGUUGCUAUAGGGUUAUCUGUGGCAAAUGCAUCGUCAAGAAUGAACGCUUUGCAAACUAUUGUCCUUACUGUCAAGUCUCGACCGUCCCCUCCUCUCUGCCACAGGGCCUGAGAGAGCCGCCAGCUUACACCUCGUGGCCCUCGUCGAGUUCAAGAACGGCGGAUAUCUCGGGUGCCCCGCCACCAUACACACCAGCUUCACCCCGCAAAGUCGCUACCACAGAUGUCGAGAACGAGAAGGCGGCGACGGCAGACGAUGGCUCCAAGGAGAAUGUUCUAGAUACCCUUCAUUUCCUCGAUCAUCGACACGAUAGCGUCAACUCGUUGUCCCUUCGAUACGGCGUCCCCGCCACCGUUUUGCGAAGAGUGAACAAUAUCACCAGUGACCACCUUCUAGUCGGCAGACGCACCGUACUUAUCCCUGGCGAAUAUUAUAAGGGCGGCGUCAGUCUUUCGCCACGACCUAUCGAGGGCGAAGAGGAGGAAACGAGAAAGGGAAAGAUCCGGCGCUUCAUGACUUCUUGCAAGGUCUCCGACUAUGAUGUAGCCGUGCUGUACCUCGAACAGUCUGGCUAUGACCUUGAGACCGCCGUUACGGCAUACCUAGACGACGACAAAUGGGAGAGGGACCAUCCAUCACAGAUACCAGGAAAAGGGAAGAAGACCGACAGAUACAAGAACCGCGGCCCCUUCUGGAGAGGGCUUUGA
Molecule: messenger RNA, 798 nt
Organism: Fusarium keratoplasticum
Lineage: Eukaryota; Fungi; Ascomycota; Sordariomycetes; Hypocreales; Nectriaceae
Exons: 2
Coding region: 1-798 (265 amino acids)
Source: RefSeq, a predicted model, not a curated record